AUGUCGAGCAGUGCUACAGCUCCCAAGACCGCGUCGCCGCGCGCUCCUGGCACGGCUGCCUCGUCGAGGGCAACGGGGGCUACGGCCACCUCUGCCUCUCGCCGUCCAACUGCCGCCAGUUCGACAGCUUCAGCCUCCAGGACGACCACCGCCGGUCUUAGCAAGCCGCCCACCCGCCCACCGUCGUCGACAACGGCCACCGCUGGUGCUGGUGCUGGCGCCACCCGUCGCCCAACGUCGUCUUCCACCACCGCCACUCACCGCAGCCGGGCCAGUGUCAGCGCGAGCGAGGAUGAGAAGAAGCCUGUGACCUCGACGACUGCUGCCAGGCGCACGAGUACCCUGAUGAGCAGCCCAGGCAAGUCUGCGACCGAGAGAAAGCCAGCUGUCCCUACCGCUGGCACUGCUAGGAAGCCCGUUACUGCGGCCGGAUCGACUGCCAGCCGAUCCUCUCUCUCCGGAACCACUGCGCGCGCGGCUACUACUCGUCCUACUCCCACGACCGGAACCACUGCCACAACAAAACGACUGUCCACUGUCGGGGGUGUUUCUUCUGCCGCUGGACCUCGCCUGGCUGCCCGCCCUGCCUCGCGAGCGGGCAACCCCAGCGACGCCUCUCGAGAGCUCGAACAGCUCAAGACUGAGCUUGCAUCGAAGAACGAGGAGAUUGUGUCCCUCCACGACCAAAUUAAGGCUUCUGAUGUCACCAUUGCCGAGCUCCGCGAUCACGCCGAGAAGCCUGCCGACUCCAUUGAGACCCCCACGCCCGCUCAAAACGACGAUGCUAUUGCUGCGCUCAAGGCGGAGCACGAUACCAGCAUCUCUGCCCUCGAGACUCAACUUGGCGAGGCGCUAGACGCUCGCCAUGCUCUCGAGGCUAGCUUGGAGGAAAAGACAAAGGCUCUCGAGCAAGCAACGGCCAGCCUCGAGCAGAAUCAGUCUGGCGCUUCUGCCCACGAGAGCACUCUAGCUGACCUCAAAUCGGGCCACGAAGCUUCUGUUGCUGAGCUGGAAAAGAAGAUUGAAGAGCUGACCGCUACCAAUGCUUCCCUGGUGGCUGCGAGCAGCGACAAGUCCAAGUCUGACGAACAGCUGGCUGUUCUUCAGGCUGAGCUCGACAGCACCAAGAAGGAACUGAGCGACGCCAAGAACAAAGCUGAGCAAACAUCGGCCAGCGCAACCACAGAGCUGCAGAAAGAGCUUGAGGCAAAGACCAAGGAGCUUGCCUCGACAAAAGACAGCCUGGACCAGCUGCAGCAGAAGAACAGCGACAUUCAGACAUCGCUUGCUGACAAGGACGGCGACAUUGCCAAGCUCAAGACUAUGCAUGAUGAGCGCAUGAAGCAGCUUUCUCAGGACUACGAAAACGAAAUUGAGAGCCUGCGUGGAGACGCCUUCUUCAAGCGCAAGUACCAGGAGCUCGAGGGGCAGCAUGAGGCUCUCCAGGCCUCUUCCACCGAGCUCGAGCAGCAGCAUGCUGCUCUCAAAGCCUCGUCUGCCGAAGCUGCCGAGACAUACGCCAAAGAACUUGCCGCCGCCAAAACGCUGCACGCCGAUGCUGCCGCCUCUAUCGAGAACAAGAGCACCGAGCACCAGAAGGCGCUUGAUGAACUUCAUGAGAGCCACGCCAAAGAGCUCGCUGCUGCCAAGGCCGAUGUCUCAUCCUCUAGCGAUUCUCACAUUCAAAGCCUGGAGACUCUCAAGACCGAACACCAGGCUGCUCUGUCCGAGUUGCGCGACAGCCAUGCCAAGGAGCUCGAGGCCGCCAAGAAUGACGCUUCACUGGCCAGCGAAUCCCACAUUGGAAGUCUUGAGACUCUCAAGGCUGAGCACGAGAAGAUCUUGACCGAGCUACGCGACAGCCAUGCCAGUGAGCUCGAAGCGACCAAGGUCAAAGCUGCUUCUGCUGGCGAAACUCACCAGGAAGCUCUCGAGGCUCUCAAGACUGGACAUCAGCAGGCCAUUGAUGAGCUUCGCAAGACCCAUAGCAAUGAGCUCGACGCCGCCAAGACCGUUUCCGGUGAACUCGAAGGAGAACGGGACGCUCUCAAGACCGAGCACCAGAAGACUAUUGACGCGCUUCGUGAGGCUCACGCCGAUGCACUCAGAACGGCCAAACUGGACGCCGAGGCCUCUGGACACGCGACCCACCUGCAAAAUGUUGAGGAACUCCAGGCCGAGCAUGCGAGGGAGUUUGAUAGCUUGCGUGAUACUCAUGCCAAGGAGCUUGAAGCAGCCCGGGCCGACGUUGCCUCUGCAAGCGAGUCUCAAGUCGACGUCGAGGCACUCAAGGCCGAGCACGAAAAGACGCUGAGCGACCUGCGUGACGGCCAUGCUACGGAGCUGGCUGCUGCCAAGGCCGAAGCCGCCACCAGUAGCGAGACCCAUCUUAAGAGCCUCGAGGCCUUGAAGGCCGAUCAUUUCAGAGAGCUCGCUGAACUCGAUUCACGACACACCGAGGCAGCUGGUGAGGCUGACGCAAAGCUUCAGACUCUCCUCCAGGCUGUCAAGGCCGAGCAUCAGCAGAAGUUCGACCAAGCAUCUAGCGAGUAUGAGAAGCAGCUUGAAACCCUCAAGGCCCAGCACCUGGAGCAACUAGACCUCGCCAAGAGUGAUGCUAAUGCUGCGCACACUGCCAAGACUGAGCAGCUCAUCGCUGCCCAUGCUGAGGAGUUGGAGAUGCUUAAGAAGGAGAAGGCAGAGGUCAGUGAGAGGCUGUUGGCUUUUGAGUCUGAUGCUGCCAGUUACAAGGAUCAGGCUGGCAAGAAGCACGCUGAGGAGUUGGCUGCAAUCAAGGCCGAGCUCGAGGCCUCACAGGCCGCUCUUGAAGAGGCUGAGGCCGGGGGAUCCCAUGCCCUCGAAUCUGCUCGCAUUGAACUCGAAGAAAGCCACGCCAACGAGGUUGAGAAGCUCAUUGCCAUGCACCAGGAUGCCAUGGAUGCUAUGAAGACACACGGCGUCAACGCCCGCAAGGAUCUAGAGGAGUUGUCAGCCCUGCACUCGAAGACGAUAGAGGACGUCAUGGCCGAGCACCGCCAGACCACUGCUAGCCUGGAAGACAAGGUUGCCGCUCAUAACGCAUCCAACACUGAGCUACAGGAGGCUCUGGAAUCCGCCAAAGAAGCACUGGCCAAGGCCCAGGAAGAGGUUGAGGAGUUUAGCCAACAGCUUGCCCAUGAAAAGAUGGAGCGUAUGACUGCUCUUGCUGAAUUGGACGCUGUCAAGAGUGCCAAGCCCGACACUUCUGUCGCGGACUCGUUGAAGAAGGAAAUGCAGACCUCGAAGCAGGCAUUUGAGGAAACACUUGCUUCUGCCACUGACGAUAUCAAGGCCAAGCAGGCUGCGCUCGACGAAGCCCUUGAAAAGCUCAAAAAGUCUGAGGAGAGCAGCAAGCAGAUUCGGCAAGAGCUUGUUGCUCUGCGAGAAGAGGCCGCCACCAAGGAGCAGACUGCCAAGUCUGACUACCGAGAUCUGAAUGACAGUAUGACUGUUCUUGUCGAGGAGGCAUCGAACAAGGCCAAGAAGCUAGAGUCGGAACUCGCGGAGGCUAUUGCCAAACUUCAGUCCUCGGAGAAAAGGAUGGACGAGCUGCAAGCGCAAGUCAAUGUGAAGGAUGCUGAGCUGGCAGAGGCAAAGGCAAAGGGAACACUAGGCAAGCCCAAGGGCCUGGCUGCGAGCAGAUUUGCCGCCGCCGGCGAUGAAGAAAAGGAAAACGUGGCGGCGGAAGACGGUUCCUCUCAAGGUGAGGCCGACGAAGAUCACUCCUCGAUAGCACUGGCAUCGUUGUCUAAGGCCCGCUUGACGGCCAAGCAGAUUGACUCUCUUGACCGCGAAAUGAGGGAUCGCAACCUACAGCUGCUGCAAUCCAUCACCAAUUCCCAGUCUCAGUCUUCGUAA
Messenger RNA from Akanthomyces muscarius, 3897 nucleotides. RefSeq lists its product as uncharacterized. The record is from RefSeq and is a predicted model, not a curated record. The transcript is spliced from 4 exons. NCBI's taxonomy places the organism in Eukaryota, Fungi, Ascomycota, Sordariomycetes, Hypocreales, Cordycipitaceae. Bases 1 to 3897 code for a protein of 1298 amino acids.